Molecule: messenger RNA, 519 nt
Organism: Drosophila eugracilis
Lineage: Eukaryota; Metazoa; Arthropoda; Insecta; Diptera; Drosophilidae
Gene: Obp50d
Exons: 3
Coding region: 1-519 (172 amino acids)
Molecular function (GO): odorant binding
Source: RefSeq, a predicted model, not a curated record
AUGCUUCACCUGCUGACUUGGGCUCUAAUAUUUUUACCAGCCUAUCGAGCUGCAGAUAUCUCUUGCGCUCAAAGGCCGGAUGUAACAACCUUAAAAAACUGUUGCAAGCUGCCGAAUUUGGACUUUAAAACUUACAAUUCGAAAUGCAGUCAGUACUUAGUAAAUGGGGCUCAUAUAUCACCCUGCAGCUUUGAGUGCAUUUUCCAAGCUGCCAAUGCUAUGAACGGCACAAGUUUGGUAAUGGAAAACAUUGAAAAGAUGAUGAAAACCAUUUUGGGCUCUGAUGAAUUUCUCCAGGUCUAUGUAGAUGGCUUUAAGAGCUGUUCUGCUCAGGAGAAGGUAAUGAUUAAGACCCUAAAACGCCGACGUAUGCCCAUCACUGGAAAGUGCGGCUCCAUGGCCCUGAUGUACGGCCUGUGUGCCCACCGUUAUUUCUAUCGCAACUGCCCGGAGAGUGUCUGGAGCAACAGUCCCGGCUGUAAUGAGGCCAGGGAAUAUAGCAUACGCUGCGAUGAUUAA